This is a messenger RNA of Theobroma cacao (cacao), 1252 nucleotides long. NCBI's taxonomy places the organism in Eukaryota, Viridiplantae, Streptophyta, Magnoliopsida, Malvales, Malvaceae. The record is from RefSeq and is a predicted model, not a curated record.
UUGAAAAACAAAAGGAAAAGAAGAGCUGGCAACCCAUCUCCCUUCUUCAUUCCCUUUCUCACGCUCCUCUUUCUUCAUUUUCUACAUUCCACAACCAUAAACGCCACAGUACAUGUAGGUUCAUAUUCUCUUUCUCUAUCUCCAAAUAAAAAACUUAUCCUUUAAAUUCAGAUUUUCAACUUUUCCGCAGAUAAAUUUGAGAUUUGCUUCUGGGUGGUGAGAAUUGCCAGUAGAAGGGUCCUGUAGGGUUGGGUUAGUUUUCUCUGAUGGUUGGGCAUGGAAGAGCAAUUCAUUCUUAGAGUUCCACCUUCUAUUGCUGAGCGCAUAGAUCGCCUUUUAAGUGAAAAUGCUUCAUCUUCUGAGGACAAAUCACUAGAUUUGGUAUUUUCUGAGGAUGGGCGGACUGGGACAUUUGUCAUUGGCAAUGAUCGCUUCCCUGCCUCUCUCUUGGAUCUUCCUUCUGUUGUUGAGUCAUACAAAACUUAUGAUGAUAGUGCGCUAGUUAAAACAGCUGAUGUUGGCCAAAUGAUUAUGGUCAGAGAGCCAGGAGAUGCUUCUCCAGAUGUGGUGGAGUACAGACAUGGUCUCACUCCUCCGAUGAGGGAUGCACGGAAGCGAAGAUUUCGAAGGGAGCCAGAUCUAAAUCCAGAGCUUGUACAACGUGUUGAAAAGGAUUUGGUGAACAUCAUGUCUGGAGGAACAGUUGAAAGUCUUGAUGCUGAAGGCAAUGGGCAAGGAGAAGCUGUUGAUGAAGAUGCACGCAAUGCAAAUAAGAAAGCUCCAACUGCACCUGCUACAAAGCCUGAGGUUCCAGGUACAGGAGGCAAUGCUGGGGAGGCCUACGGAAGUGACUCUGAUGACUCUGACGAUUCGAUGUGAGUUCAAGUUUCAUGCAUGGCUUUUGUAGUUAUGUGAUUUAGAGGAGGGUUUCAGACCAUCAGCUAUCCAGAUGUGCUUUGGAAGAAGGUUCUUAGCUUCACUAUUUGUCAGGGUUAAAGGAUCUAAAGAACUGGGCUCUAUUGUUAUUAUCAACCCCUAUUUACCCCCUCCUUGUAAUCUUUGCCUCGUUUUCCUUUUGGGUUAUAUAACCUGUAGCGAGUUUCCUCCUUUUAGAAUGUUUUUUCUGAUACUGGAAAUGCUCCCUAUAUGUUAUUACUUGUCAAUAGUUUACUUGAUCAACCACAUGGAAGAAGUGCAUGUGUGAAUUGUGAUAUAUAUUAUUCAUCCUGAAUGGCAGUUCCCUCUUUGUCUA